AAUACCUCAGCUUGAGGACUUCGCCAAUCACCACAACAAACAUCUCCAACUUCCUUCCCCCUCCCCAUGGAUUUUCUCCUCCUCCUCCAGAAAACCCUCGUCGGCCUCUUCUCUGCCGCCGCCGCUGCCAUCCUGAUCUCCAAACUCCGCGGCAAGCGCCUGAAUCUUCCGCCGGGCCCAUUCGCCCUUCCCCUUGUCGGAAGCUGGCUCCAAAUCGGCAACAAUUAAGACCACCACGACUUCAUAAACUACGCAAAGAAAUUCGGCCAACUCUUCCUCCUCAGAAUGGGGCAGCGCAACAUCGCCGUAAUCUCAUCCACCGAACUCGCCAAAGAAGUUCUACUCACACGGGGCAAAGAAUUCGGGUCCCGCUCAAGAAACAUCGUGUUCGAUAUCUUCACAGGCAAGGGCCAGGACAUGGUGUUCGCGGAGUACGGCGACCACUGGCGGAAGAUGCGGCGGAUCGUGUCGGUACCGUUUUUCACGAACAGGGUGGUGCAGCAGUACCGCCGCGAGUGGGAGGCGGAGGUGGCGAAGGUGGUGGAGGAAGUGAGGAGGAACCCGGCAGCGGCGGAGGAAGGGGUGGUGCUGAGGAGGAGACUGGAGCUGAUGGUGUACAACAACGUGUAUAAGAUGAUGUUUGAUAAGAGGUUCGAGAGCGAAGAGGAUCCGUUGUUUGUGAAGCUCAAGAGUGUGAAUGGGGAGAGGAGUAAAUUAGGACAGAGUCUUGAGUAUAAUUUUGGUGAUUUUUUUCCAUUUCUGAGACCAUUCUUGAGAGGGUAUUUGAAGACAUGCAGAGAGGUGAUGAGGAGAAGGUUGAAUUUAUACAAGGACUCUUUUAUUCACCAGAAGAAGAGUGUGGUUGCAACUAGAAAUGGGAUGGUAGAGAAGAAUAUUGACCUGAAAUGUGGCAUCGAUCACUUUCUUGAAGCGCAGAAGAAUGGAGUGAUCAAUGAAGACAAUGUCCUCUUCAUUGUUGAGAACAUGAAUGUUGCUGCAAUAGAGACAACUGUUUGGGCGCGGCGCUUGAGAAUUGCAGAACUCAUCAACAACCCUAAGAUCCAAGCAAAACUUCGGACUGAGAUUGACACCAUUCUCGGCCCGAAAAAUCAAGUUACGGAGCCCGACACCCACAAGCUCCCAUACCUUGAGGCCGUGAUCAAGGAAACUCUUCGCUUGAGAAUGAUAGGUCCUUGUUUGGUCCCCCAUAUGAACCUCCACCAAGCCAACCUCGGGGGCUACGAUAUCCCUGCCGAGUGUAGAAUAUACGUUAAUGCAUGGUGGCUAGCCAACAACCCGGCCCAUUGGGAAAGGCCCGAAGAAUUCAGGCCCGAAAGAUUCUUGGAGGAGGAGUCUAAUGUGCAAGUUAAUGGCAACAACAUCAAGUAUAUUCCAUUCGGGGUUGGCCGGAGGAACUGCCCUGGAAUGCUCAUUGCCAUGCCUGUCCUAGGCAUAACUUUGGGCAGCCUGGUCCAAAAUUUCGAGCUUCUGCCUCCUCCCGGGCAGUCGAAGAUCGACAUGACUGAGAACAACGGGCAGUUUGCAACUCGGAUGUUGAACCAUGCCACCAUUGUGUUGAAGCCAAGAUAUGUCUGAAGGUUCAAUAAUAUCUUUGGAAGUUAUGGUAUAAUUAAGUGCAUGCAUGUAUUUAUGUGCAUAUUUGCACCAGGAAGCAAAAUGUGUGUAUUUAGUUGUGGUUUUUGAAUAAAAAUGUAAUUAAAAUAAUCUUGUUUGCCUGUAAUAUCGGGUAAAUCA
Messenger RNA from Sesamum indicum (sesame), 1755 nucleotides. Its product is annotated as trans-cinnamate 4-monooxygenase-like. Lineage: Eukaryota; Viridiplantae; Streptophyta; Magnoliopsida; Lamiales; Pedaliaceae. The record is from RefSeq and is a predicted model, not a curated record. Gene Ontology annotation, biological process: lignin metabolic process. Gene Ontology annotation, molecular function: iron ion binding; heme binding; trans-cinnamate 4-monooxygenase activity.